Messenger RNA from Prunus persica (peach), 3567 nucleotides. RefSeq names its product interaptin. Lineage: Eukaryota; Viridiplantae; Streptophyta; Magnoliopsida; Rosales; Rosaceae. The record is from RefSeq and is a predicted model, not a curated record. The annotation marks the transcript as partial. The transcript has a single exon.
UCAUCUAACCGGAGUGCUAAAGAAAAAAGUUCAUGGCAACAAGAAAAGGACAGCUCAUCUUCAUCAAGCUCAGACUCAGACUCAGAGUAUUCUUCAAAUGACAAAAGCGGUAAAAAUGGACUGUUGGAAAGUGACUUUCAGAAAACUGAUGGGAUCAAACAUGAACUCGAAUCAGCACAUCUAGAAGUUGCUGACCUGAAGAGGAAAUUGACAGCUACAAGUGAAGAGAAGGAAGCUUUAAACUUAGAAUACGAGGUGGCUUUGACCAAGAUAGAAGAAACAGAAAAAAUUGCCAGAGACUUGAAGACUGAAGCUGAAAGGUUAGAUGUUGAAAAAUCUCAACUUUUGGCUGAGAAUAAUGAACUAAAUAAAAAACUGGAAGCUGGUGGGAAGAUAGAAGCCGAACUGAAUCAAAGAGUAGAAAAUGUGGAAAGAGAGAGAGAUAACUUGAUUCGGGAGAAAGAGACUGCUCUGAGAAGGAUAGAGGAUGGAGAAAAUAUUACAGCAGAGUUAAGAACCAUGGUUGAUCAGCUGAAAGAUGAAAAAGUAACCCUUGAGCAAGAACUAGAAUCCGUUCAAGGGGAAGUCUCCAAUUUGAAGCAGCAGCUGGAAUCUGCAGAACAGCAGGUGUCAGAUGUAAGCAAAGCUAAGGAGGAAGAGACCUUGAAAAUUUCGGAGAUGUCAAAUGAAAUUCAGCAGGCACAGAACAUGAUACAAGAGCUCACGGUUGAAUCUAGUCAACUAAAGGAGAAAUUGGGUCAGAAAGAAAACGAAUAUUCAACUCUGUCUGAGAGGCAUGAGCUGCAUGAGAACAAAACCUCGGCUCAAAUAAAGGGAUUACAGGCUACAGUGACAGGGCUGGAACUGGAACUAGAAUCGUUGCAAGGUCAGAAAAGAGACAUGGAAGUGAAGAUUGAGAGUAAAGAAACUGAAGUUAAACAACUGGAAGAUGAAAACACAGGACUACAAGUCCGAAUUUCAGAACUUAAAUCAGUAUCAAAUGAGAGAGCAGCUGAACUGUCUGCUCUAACAAAAGAACUUGAGGAUAAGACUAGUGAAUCUAUUCAGCUGAAGGAGAAACUUGAGAACAAAGAAACUCAAGUAAAACAAGUAGAAGAAGAGAAUGCAGGAUUACAAGCCCAAAUUUCAAAACUUGAAUCAACAUUAGAAGAGAGAGAAGCUGAACUUUCUGCUCUCACAAAGAAACUUGAGGACAGCAAUACUGAAUAUAGUCAGCUAAAUGAGCAAAUGGAUCUCAAGGAAAAGGAAUAUUUAACUCUGUCUGAGAUGCACAAGCUGCAUGAGAAUGAAACAUUGGCUCAAAUAAAGGGCUUAGAGGAGAAAGUUUCGGGGCUGGAACUGGAGCUGGAAUCUUUGCGACAUCAGAAAAGUGAUUUGGAAGUAGAGAUUGAGAGCAAAGAAACUGAAGCAAAACAACUGGGAGAGGAGAAUGCAGGACUACAUGCCCGAGUUUCAGAGCUUGAAUUGAUAUCAGAAGACAGAGAAGCUGAACUUUCUGCUCUCACAAAGAAAAUCGAGGACAGCAAUAAUGAAUCAUCAUCUAGAAUAGCAGAUUUGGCAGCACAGAUCAGUAAUCUGCUAGCUGACAUAGAUUCUUUGCGUGCCCAGAAAGUUGAAUUGGAGGAACAGAUAGUAUGUAAAGGUGAUGAAGCAUCAACUCAGGUCAAGGGCUUAAUGGAACAAGUAAAUGUAUUGCAGCAAGAAUUGGAGUCCCUACUCAGCCAGAAAACUGAAUUGCAAGUGCAGGUUGAGAAUAAAACUCAAGAAACUUCAGAGUACUUGAUACAGAUACAAAAUCUGAAAGAGGAGAUAACAAACAAGCUAACGGAUCAUCAGAGGAUUGUGGAAGAGAAAGAGAGUUUGACAGCAGAAAAGAGAGACAUUGAGAUAAAGGUGGACUCGAUACACAACCACAAAAGUGAACUUGAAGAGGAGAUAAGAACUAAAGUCCUUGAGAACGAUCAGUUGAGAGCAGAAAUUGUGGAGCUGAAGGAUCAAAUUUCUGAAUUUGAGAAGAAACUAACGCAAAUAGAGGUCGAGUUCUCUUCUCUUCAGGAGAAACAUGAAAGUUCUGUGAACGACGCAUCUGCUCAAAUAGAAGCCUUUGUGUCACAGGUUAACAGUCUACAACAGGAUUUGGACUCAUUGCAGACCCAGAAGAAGCAGAUAGAGUUGCAAUUUGAGAAGGAGAAACAAGAACAUUCAGAGAGCCUGACGCUAUUGGAAAAUGAAAAAGCAGAGUUAACGAGCAAGAUCACCGAUCAUCAAAGACUGCUGAAUGAACGGGAGGAUUCAUACAAGAAGUUAAAUGAGGAAUAUAAACAGCUUGAAAGUCAGUUUCAGGACAGCAAGGUCAAUCGAGACUCUGCAGAAAGGAAAAUUGAACAAAUGGUGCUAGAAUUCAGUACAAAAGUUGAAUCCAAAGAUCAGAUAAUAGCUGAUUUGGAACAAGCAGCUGAAGACCUGAAAAGAGAUCUUGAAGAAAAAGGGGACGAGCUUAGUUCUUUGGUUGAUAAUUCCCGGAAUACUGAAGUUAAGCUGCGGUUGUCAAACCAGAAGCUCCGUGUUACAGAGCAGUUACUGGCUGAGAAGGAAGAGAGCUUCAGACGCGCAGAACAAAAGUUCCAGGAAGAACAAAGAGCACUUGAAGACAGAAUUGCUACGUUGUCAGGUACAAUUUCUGCAAACAAUGAAGCCUAUCAAAGAAACAUCACGCAUAUCUCAGAAAAUGUGAACAGUUCUUUGACUGUAUUGGAAUCUGUGAUCAAGAAAUUUGUGGAUGACUUCGCAAAGUAUGAGAAGUGUAUUCUAGGAACAACAAAGGAGCUUCAUACUGCAAAGAACUGGGUUGCGGAAACAAAUGGUGAAAGAGUGAAGUUGAAGGAGGAGGUAGGGGACCUAAUCAAACAACUGCGUGGUAAGAAGGAAGAAGCAUUGGUGUUGAGAGAGCAGGUUGAGAAGUUGAGGGCAACUGCAAGCGGGGAGGAAGUGGAGAAGGGGGGUCUGAUCAAAGCUGUGAAGCAACUUGAGAGGACGGUAGAGGACUUGGAGAAGACGGUGGGAGAGAAAAAUGAGGGCUUACUAGGAUUGGCGGAGGAGAAGAGGGAAGCCAUAAGGCAGCUGUGCAUGUGGAUCGAGUAUCACCAAAGCCGGUAUGAUGAUCUCAAGGAAGUGCUCUCAAAGAUGACUGCUGCAAGAGGCCAGAGGAGGGCUUAGUUUCCUCGUCCUUGGGGAUAAUUAUCUUUUUUUUCCCUUUCCAUUGCAGUAUGACCAUUUUAGUCUGUUGCAUCGUGUAAUUUUUUUUUUUCUUGAUUGAUUCUUUUUUUUUUUUUUUUUUUUUCCCCGGAAGGCUAGUGUUGAUAAAACAUUUUAGGUAGAGCUUGAGCGUAUCAGUAAGUAUGCGCAUGAAUUUGGUUGUAAAUUCUGCUGCUUCUUUUUUCUCGUCCAUUAAUGCAGCAUGUAUAAAAUGCAGAUGGCUCCCUUUUUUUAUUCGAACACUUUUAUAGUGUGAAAUAUGAAAGAUAAAAAAAAAGAUAAAAAGAGGAA